This is a messenger RNA of Megalobrama amblycephala (Wuchang bream), 1733 nucleotides long. RefSeq names its product G2/M phase-specific E3 ubiquitin-protein ligase-like. The record is from RefSeq and is a predicted model, not a curated record. Gene Ontology annotation, molecular function: ubiquitin-protein transferase activity; protein binding. The transcript is spliced from 7 exons. The coding region runs from base 67 to 1329 and encodes 420 amino acids. Lineage: Eukaryota; Metazoa; Chordata; Actinopteri; Cypriniformes; Xenocyprididae.
AGGAAAAGUUUAUUUAAAAGUGAACUAAUCCUUUAAUUUUAGGCUAUAGAUGAGAGAAGAGCGCGAAUGGCGAGUUUACAUGAAAUUUCACAUGGUGUGCCAUUAAAAGUAAAGUAUCCAAGUGGCUUGAUGAGGACUAGGAAAUUUGUUUUAAGUGAUUCAAUUCAGGCACUGUUUGACUUCGUUGGAGAGGUAGAGGAUGCUACAGAAUGGUUCCAUAUUCAGGAAGCCUUAUCACCACCACUUAGAAAUGACCUAUGUGGAACCAUUUCUGAAAGAAAUAUCACAGGACCAACCACACUUUUUGUCCAGUGGAUUUCUUCCCAAGAUGCAGAGUCCAUUCCUACACCUAAUGGCAAUGACAACCACGAUAAAGAUGAUUAUAAUUCUGGGACUGUCAGCCCAUUGGAUCAACCUAGCACCUCUAAUGAACAUCUGACAUCGUUCUCCCCUCAAUCAGAGCAGGAAAAGACAGUCCAGAAGACCAACCUCCAAACAAUACUGAGUCGCCUUUCAGCCAAGAUAGAUGACGAUAGUCCCACUAGUAACCAGAUCAAUGCUGUAAGGGAUUACAAAGGCAAUACCCACAACAUACUGAGAAGCACUGUUCAGGCUUUUAGUCGGCGACGAUUUAACCUCGGAGCAAGACUGGAUGUCAUUUUUGUUGAUGAUACAAAAGCAGCAGAGGGGGCUGUGGACGGUGGUGGUCCAACUAGAGAGUACCUCAGAUUGCUCCUUAAGGCUGUCCAACAAUCUAGCAUAUUUGAGGGCCCUGAAAAUAGUAAGAGGUUGCGGCUUGACACUGAAGCUUUACAUAAAGGUCUUUACAGGCAGAUAUCACAAAUGAUAUCAGUUUGUAUAACUCAUGGGGGAAUGGGGCCGCACUUCUUUUCAGAAAGGCUCUUUCUGCAGGUUUGUGGUAAACCUACCCCUCCUGCAACCUUGGAUGAAGUAGAUGAUGAGACCUUCAAAGAAAUGCUUUGCAAAAUAAAAGAAGCUGAAACUGUUCCAGAAGCCAAAGCUGCCAUUGAAAUGGCAGAAGAUUGCCUGUCCAUUAUUGGAGCCUUUAGGUCCAUUAGCACUCUUAAGCAGCGGGACAUCCUGGUUCAGUCAGCUGUCGAGUAUUAUGCUGAUGGGAGAUGCAGUGCUGCACUGCAACAGUAUGUAAUAUCAAAAACUUUGAUAUUGUUUUUAGACCUAGUUCGUUAUAGAUUCUACAUGUUUUUUACAGGUUUGUUGAUGGUUUUAACACCCUUGGACUUCUUCAAGAAAUGCAGACACACACAGAUCUGUUUCACACCAUAUUUGUUGAAGACAAAAAACCACUGAGAUCCCCAGACCUGACAUCACUUUUUGAAGUAAACCUGUCAGAUCAAGUUACCUACUAGAGAGAACUAGAGACCAGGACCUUAUGCUUCUGGAGAGACUGGAUCAUUGAUGUUGAAGAUGGAGAAUGUUCACCAUUGACGUUGGAGAAUGUGCUGGAGUUUACUUCAGGGUCUUCAGCCAUUCCACCUCAUGGCUUUCUGCAGCAGCCCAAAAUCGAAUUUCCCCAUGAUGCACCAGAGAAAAUAUUCCCAGAGGCAAACACUUGCAACAUUGUGUUAAAAUUGCCUAUCCAUCACAAUUAUGAGUCCCACAUGAGCAAUGGUAUACUGUGGGUACCAACAUUUGGCACAGCGUAGUUCAACACAUUUGCAUUAAAGGAAUUGUUAAACCAUAAAUGAAAUUUA